UCCGGCUGGAGCGCAGGCGCAGUUGGCUUUGGGUGUCCGUUGUGCUGCUUCUGACCGUCGAUGGAGCCGUCCGUGCGAAUCGCUGACUUCGCGGCGAUGGAGAGGCACCGGGCCAUUCUGCAGCAGUCCUUGCGAGUGGAGGCCGAGCUCGGUGAUCCGAGCCAUCAGCUGGUGCGGGCAGAGCCACUGGGCAGCUCUGAUGUUCUUAAAAAGAUUGAAAAUGUUAUCAAAGAAACACUCACAUAUCUUGCGAAGGGAGAAGCCCCAGUUAUUGCUUUUGAUAAACGAUCAUCCUGGGAAAAUAUUUGGUUUGAUGGCAAUGUUGGUUUGCAAAUGCUAUCUGAUUCUGCUAUGAGCAAAGUAAAAUGCGAAUGCUCCAGAUCAAUCCACAGGUUUGCUCUAAUACUUAAGACCCUGGCGAUGAUCUACAAGUUGGUGCAGAGCAAUACUUAUGCAACCAAAAGAGACCUGUACUACAAUGACACACAGUUGUUUGGAUCACAAACAAUUCUUGAUGGUAUUAUCAAUGAUAUAAGCUGCAUGUUAAAAGUCCCACGCAGGUCUCUUCACAUACUCUCUACUUUGAAAGGCUGCAUUGCAGGCGAUCUAUGCUAUACAGAGGAAGAUGGCAACAGAGUGAAUUGUGCCUGCAAUUCAACUGCUGUUCUUGUGCCAUCCAAUGUGGAUGGGAUACAAAAUUUAAAAUCUGCUGCUAAAUUUGUGCUUGUAGUGGAAAAAGAUGCCACCUUCCAGAGGUUAUUGGACGAUGACUUUUGCACAAAACUGUUCCCAUGUAUUAUUAUAACUGGAAAAGGAGUACCAGAUCUAAGCACCAGACUGAUGGUCCGGAAACUAUGGGACAUUCUACACAUUCCAGCUUUUGCCCUUAUGGAUGCUGAUCCACAUGGCAUUGAAAUCAUGUGUAUCUACAAGUAUGGUUCGAGGUCUAUGUCCUUCGAUGCUCAUAGUCUGACUGUUCCCAUUAUCAGUUGGUUGGGUCUACUUCCAUCUGAUAUUCAAAGAUUAAAUAUACCGAAAGAAGCUUUAAUUCCUCUUACUAACAAUGACGUGAGAAAGUUGAGCAUGCUGCAAAAGAGACCCUAUGUUAACUGGCAACCCCUCUGGAAGAAAGAGAUGGAAAUUAUGGAGAAGUGUAAAGUGAAGGCUGAAAUACAGGCCCUGGAAUCUAUUUCUUCUGACUACCUCACAAGAGUAUACUUGCCAAACAAACUCAAGUUUGGUGGAUGGAUAUAAGAAAAUUGUCCGUGUUAUUUGAAGUGAUGUAUUCAUACAUUUGACUGUAUUCAAGUGAAUUAUAUUUCUGAUUUGAGCUGACGUGCCAGCUGUUCAGCCUUCAUGUUGUUUGAUGUAACAGCAAUUGAUUAUUAGUUGACAUGGUGCCGAAAUGUUGUCAUCUCUGGCUGAGUUGGUUUGUCAGAUGUUUAGCACAUUUGUUGCUGAAGUUGCUGGUUUAUUUGAUAUUCCAUUCCAGUUAUUCAGCCUUUUGUUUGGUGGCUGUCUUGGUUAAGUUGAUACGUUGGCCAGAUAUAUCUGUUCACUUGGUGAGUAAGUUGAAAUUAUACCUGUUCAGUUGAUGAACCUGCUGUAAACUUUCUGGCUGAGUUGAUGCACCAGUUAUUGAGUAGUGUGGUUGGCUUCUCUAUUUGCUGUUACCGUUAUGGUCGACUGUGCUGAAAUUAGUAACAUAUUCCAUGGAAUACAUUAAGAUUCACAAACACUGAAACAGUUGUAAUUCAUUAUCAAAUAUUUACACUUUCACAUUUGUGACUAAGUUCCGAAAUAAAUAGGAUAAUUGCUUUA
Messenger RNA from Rhincodon typus (whale shark), 1821 nucleotides. RefSeq names its product SPO11 initiator of meiotic double stranded breaks (gene spo11). The record is from RefSeq and is a predicted model, not a curated record. Gene Ontology annotation, cellular component: nuclear chromosome. Gene Ontology annotation, biological process: meiotic DNA double-strand break processing; meiotic DNA double-strand break formation; reciprocal meiotic recombination. The coding region runs from base 61 to 1254 and encodes 397 amino acids. Gene Ontology annotation, molecular function: DNA topoisomerase type II (double strand cut, ATP-hydrolyzing) activity; ATP binding; DNA binding. The transcript has 13 exons. NCBI's taxonomy places the organism in Eukaryota, Metazoa, Chordata, Chondrichthyes, Orectolobiformes, Rhincodontidae.